AUGGGCAAGUGCGAAGGAUUGGCCGUGUUCUUCGCGAGCGAGCAGCUUGUGUGUGUGCCGGUGAAGACUGCGCGCAGCCUCGGGAUCGAAAUUUUCGAGCACAUUGACGAGCCAACCGGUCCGUGUACACGUUGUGCACGUUUUGCCUUUAUCCGUAUCUUUUCUACCAAGCACUUGUGCAUUAGUGCUGCGAUGGCAACGGGCUCCGUUGCUGGUAACAGCCCGCAAAAGGCUUCGCGGAAGAAGCGCGAGAUGACACCUGUCCCCUUUCAGGCCCCGGCUGCCAAACUCCUCAAGAUCCACGAGGCGUCCAAUGCGCAGAACUCCGCUUGGGCCGACUUCCUCAAGGACCAAAACCUCGACGAAGCGAAGCUCCUGAAGUCCUACCAAAUCGUGCCCCGUGUUGCCCCAUCGCCUACCUUCCGCAAGGGCCUCUACUUGGUGGUCGGCGGCGGCGAGCUGGGAGCUAUUCAAGCUCCCACGCUCCUCGAGAACUAUCUCGUCGGGCGGCUUGAGGCUCCUACCUUUGCAGCGACCACGGUAGUAUGGGCUGCGCCGCUGUUGCGGAACAAUGAGGUGUACCGAGAUUGGUGUGGACCUGAAAGUGGCGGCGCUAGUGUGGAAGGAAUGUACAAAGGGAUGAAAUGGGUGGGUGGUCGCGGGGGGGUGUUAGGAGGAGCAGUGGAUCAGCGCGAGGUCCUGGCAAAGGAAGGGAAGGAAAGCCAGCUGGUCGGACAGAAGGGUGAAGGCAGGCAAGCCGCAGCAACAUUUUCGAAGGGGAAGCAGGAGGAGGAGGAGGAUGAUGACGAUGAUGAUGAUGAUGAUGAGGAGAAUGGUGAGGACGAGGAGGAGGAGGAGGACGACGACGAAAACGGUUAUGAGGACACAAACCUUCCGGAUUUCUCUCUCACCAUGUCCGCCUGCGAGCUCUCAUCCAUGACCGUGAGGGAUUUGCCCCCUCCCUCACGCCCGUUGAAGCUCAAGCUCAAGGUCGCCUCUCCUGACUCGGCAGCCAGUGAGCUUCAUGUCCGAACAUGCUCCCUGCGCCACAGCCUGGCUGAUUGCGGGUUCCCGGUGGGCGGGGGCUACCUCGAUGCGGACGACAACUUGGUGGAAAAAGGUCCUGGUGCAAAUUACGUCCGCUGGACUGAGGCCCUGCCGUUCCAGCACGUAUCCAAAAUCGCAGACAUCAUUGAGAAUACCUUGUGGCGGUUGAGGUUGGUGUUGGAGCCCGGCAUCGUCCGGGUGAUGCACGAGGCAGGCGUCAACGUGGACGUCUUGGCCGAGAUGUUGGACCUGGUCUGGGAGGAUGCGGCGAAGAGUACGCAGAAAAUCACCUUCACCGAACUGGUGAACAUGGUCCUGGGCAUGCGAGGCUCAAACCCCGCGACGGUGAAAGAUUGCAAGGAACAAAUUCGUGUCACCAACUCGCUCAUCAAGCGAUGCUUCAUGGAGCUUUACGACGAACUCGAUGAAAAGGUGCAGCAGAUUCGGACCGAAAUCCAGAAUAGCCUGGAUAACGAUCUGGACUUCGAAGGAGACUUCAGCUGGGAUGGGGAGCACACACCCAAGGAUGGCGAUGAGACGGAAGCGGUUGACGAAGAAGAACCGGAUGAUCAAGACCCGGAUGCGCGAAUCCGUGGUCAGGUCCGUGGGGCAGUGAAUCAUGGCGCAGAUUUUCCCAUUGUCUCAGUUUUUGCACCCAUGGGUGAAGGUUUUUACGACGCGGCAUGUCCCGAAGAUGCCAUGUUAGAACUUCCCCCCCAACCGCUGCCUGUACCUAACAUGGCCAACAUGGCCAGCAUGGCCAACAUCGGCGUCUCUGCAGCCCGCCGCCCCGGGCGACAGUGGGUGGUGGCUGAAGAGAGGCAUCCUGACGAGACGGUAAAGGGUGAGGAGUUCAUGUCCUCUGAGAGUUUGUUGGGCAAGUGGGUCGACUCGCAGGGUCAUUCGAUCCAUGUGCUGUCCGCUGAUGCCUACAAUGUGAGAUUGCUGGCCACGCUGUCGAAAACCAUGUGUCCAGAUAAGCACCUGGCGCUGAAGCCGGUGAGGUUGGGCGCGGGGUGGCAAUGUGGCCAUUCCAUCUUGGACCCCUCCUGGAGCACAUCAUCCCAGCUUCACUGGGUGGCCGGAGAUGGUCGCGUCACUGUUUGGGUUCGACCUUCCAAGGCCAAGAAGGCGGAGCCCAAGGAGAAGGAUCAAAGCUGA
Molecule: messenger RNA, 2208 nt
Organism: Cladocopium goreaui
Lineage: Eukaryota; Dinophyceae; Suessiales; Symbiodiniaceae
Source: the annotation of a GenBank genome assembly